UAGUUUAGCUUUGACAUCAAAAACAUCAUAUUUCUUUAGUGUAUAGAGAAAAUUAAAAGUUUUUUUAUUUUAAAGUGGAAAUAGAAAAUGUAUUGUUUUUUUUAACAAACACACAAUAAACAAAAUAUAAAAGAGUUUAAAAUCUGGUUUUGAAUCAACAUUUCAACAGCAGCAACAACAACACGAUUAAGAAACAACAUUUAACCAAAGAGGCCGUUUAAACGUUAUUAUUAUUAUUUUUUUUAAUAAAUUGGCUCUACUUUAGCAGUUCCAACGACAUUUAAUAUAGAAAAAGCAGCAUCAUAUUUUGGAAUUUAAAUAAAACUGGUUUUAUGAAAUCGAAACAAGUUUACCCGGUUUUUUCAUUUCUGAACUUAAUUUACUUGAAAGAUUUUCUUCACGUUGCUGUGUGCGUUUGCACUUUUUGCUAACAAGUCCACAACGUAAAUUACUGUUGUUGUUAAAUUUACUUUUUUAAUUCUGUUUUUCAACAACUUUGAACAGUUUAGUCGUUGAUCUAAUAUGGCUCAGGAUCUCGAUUUCGAUCACUAUAUAGAUGUCGACAAUACCACCGUUAAACCCAGUCCACAACGUGUUCGCAACAUAUUGACGCUAGAGGAAAAAGUCGCCGUUAUUCAUGCUUACGAUCAACGUCCCAUGUACAAGAAAGUUGCACGCAUGUUCAAUUGUAGUUGGGAACAAAUUAAAAAUAUCAUUUCAAAUCGUACCGCCAUUAUGGAAUACUAUAAUGAAACCAAAAAUAAAGAAGUCUUCGAUGCAGACUAUGAACAACAAAUGGAUGUAAAACAAAGAAAAAUUAAAUUUCUAGGUGAAUGUGUUUACGAGUGUCUGCAACGUUUGCAAUAUUAUACAAAAUUGCCCAUAACCGAAGAAUUGAUAAGAAAUAAAGCAUUAGAAUUUCUAGAUGUUUUACGUAUACCGGGUUUUACACCCACAAAAAAAUGGAUGAAUUUAUUUAAGGCCAGCUAUAAUAUAACAUUGUCGAAUAAACAAAUUUCGAUCUAUACUAAACCCCAAUAUUCGCUGGAUAUUAAAGAUAUAGUAACCUAUUGUACGAAAGCUAAAGUGGGCAACAAAUGUUUACUAACCAAGUGCAGAACGGAUGAUGUGAAAAAUGUGGAAUACGAAUCGAAACGUUUGCGGAAGUUGAACUUUUUGCAAGAGGCCCUGAAAGAGUAUAUGCUUAGAGUGAAAUUUCAUCAUAAGUCUAUGAAAUUGGAUACGGACUCAUUGCGUUUGGUAGCUAAAGAAUUUAAUGAAAUUUUAAAAGUGCAGGAUUUUGAACCCACAGUUGAGUGGAUAAAUGAGUUUAGAACGCAACACGAUAUAGAACGGCAGGAUCUGUCUAAUAUCAAAAGGCCACCUUUGAGUCUGGAUCUCAAGGACAUCUUAAGUUAUUGCAGUCGUAUGCAAAAUAAAGCCAAAGAUACCGUUACACUGGCCCCCAAAGAAACCGCCUUACAAAUGCGUGUUUUGCCCAAAUUUCCCGGAAAAAGUAUUAACGAAUCAGGUUUAAAAUUUCAGAAAAAUUCUAUUAUUUAUUUAGAUGAAGAAGCAGCACUUGGGGAAAAGGAUAUAAAACCUGAUAUUGAGGAAAUACGUGUGGAAAGACCUCAACUAGAACAACCACCACCUUUGAAAAUUCGUAAAAUUGAAUCGAUUAACAAUGAUCCGGAACUUCAACGUAAAUUUCAAACGAAUAUAGAAAUUCGAAAAGUACCACCACUCAGUGUCAGAGAAAUGCCAAAAGAACCUCCUAAAUCACCUUCCAAAACAGUUAUUUACAUACAAAAAGUUCCUGCUGCUAAUAUACCCAAAGAAAAUAUUGUACGUUUAACUCCACAACCUCCCGCUCCCGCUCCAGUGCAAAUAAAAGAAGAGAUUCCGGACGAUAAUAGUUAUAUAUUACCCACCAACACUGUAAUAACUCCACCACAACUACGAAUACAAAAAGUACAACAACAAUUCACUCCCUCCUCUAUUUCUCCCACCUUACCACCACAACAGCACCAGUCCUUACCCCAUAAAGCAGAUGAUUUUGAAGGUGAGGACUUACCGCGUCACGUUACUAGUUUUAAAGAUGUUCUCUUGCUGCUUAAACCUUUGGAAGAGUAUGCAAUGCUUAAGGAAAACUAUCGUGCGAUAGGUUUAAUAACCCAACUGGAAGAGGUUUUAAAAAAUCCACCCGAAGAUCAUAAUGUUGGCGAUGAGGAGUUUAUAGGUUGAUUUUAUAAACAUAUAAUACAAACUAGAGAAAAUUACCUUGUUUUAAAUGUAAUUUUCAUGUAAAAUUCUAAAGUUAAUAUAUUUUUAAAUUAGUAGUAAACAAAAGCUUUAAGUUCCUUUAUUUACUACGUUAUUUUAUUAACUAUUAUUAGUUAGUUUAGUUAUUUAAGAAAUCUGCAACUAACCAAAAUCUAAAAUAAAAUUUUGAAUUAUUCAUGUUAAAGAUAUGAAGGAGUAGACCAUAAUACAUAUAUGUAUGUAUGUACACAUGUAUGUAUACUGGUAAGAAAAAAAUAUUUAUUUAAUAUUUUCUUAAAAAAGAUAAAUUUUAAUAAAAAUGAAUAUUUAUUUAUUAU
Molecule: messenger RNA, 2603 nt
Organism: Lucilia cuprina (Australian sheep blowfly)
Lineage: Eukaryota; Metazoa; Arthropoda; Insecta; Diptera; Calliphoridae
Exons: 3
Coding region: 523-2247 (574 amino acids)
Molecular function (GO): DNA binding
Source: RefSeq, a predicted model, not a curated record